GGUGCGCCCGCUGCCCCCGCCGGCCACCCCAGCAGCCACCAGGAUGAGCGCGGACAAGGCGACGGCCAGCCCGUCCAGCAACCGGGUCAAGCUGGACAAGGCCAACAACUUCAUGCGUCAGUUUCGCGACGCCGAAAGUCGCCAGCUGAAGAAGCUGACAGCCAACCAGUUCAUGGAGGUGUGGAGCCACUACGACGAAGACGGUUGUGUCGGAUGCCAUGUUGGCAGAGCUCAAGGAGUGCUUCAUGGAGGCGUAUGAUGACAACCAGGACGGCCGGAUCGAAAUCCGAGAGCUGGCCCAACUGCUACCCAUGGAGGAAAACUUUCUGCUGCUGUUCCGCUUCGACAACCCCCUGGAGUCGAGCGUGGAAUUUAUGAAGAUAUGGCGCCAGUAUGAUAAGGACAACUCGGGUUAUAUCGAGGCUGACGAGCUGAAGGCGUUCUUGCGCGACCUCCUGAAGGAAGCCAAGAAAGCCACCGAGGUCUCCGAGGACAAGCUCAUCGAGUACACUGACACUAUGCUCCAGGUGUUCGACGCCAACAAAGACGGAAAACUGCAGCUCUCUGAAAUGGCAAAAUUGCUGCCAGUUAAGGAAAACUUUCUUUGCCGUUCGGUAUUCAAGGGCGAUUCCGAAUGGGGUGCUUCGAAGCUCACAAGGGAUGACAUCGAACGAGUGUUUGCGCUAUACGACAGAGAUAAUAGUGGAACUAUUGAAGAUGACGAACUAACGGGUUUCCUGAAGGACCUUCUCGAGCUGGUGAAGAAGGAUUACGAUGCCAAGGAUCUGGAUGAGUUCCAAGAGACCAUUCUGCGAGGGUGCGACUUCAACAGAGACGGGAAGAUCAACAAGAAGGAACUGACCAUGAUCCUGAUGGCACUGUCUAAACACAACGAAGAAGAGACGGAGCAGCAUCAGUGCUCUUCGACGUCCGCCGUUCCGAGCGCCAUUGGGGAAAUCACGAGCUUUGGAAUGCGAGCUUUGCGCAUGCAGAAGCUGCGUGUGCGACACUUCGUCAACCGCACUUUGGGAACGUCAUCCCCUGUUCCGAACAACACGGCCAAGAGUUAGUCUGGCCUCGCGCCUCGGAGGACGACCACGGCAGCUGACACCUACCGGAGACCCUGCCAACUAGAAUUGCGAAUGGGUGGCGUGCAGAGUGUGGCCGUCAUUUUCAGCCGAGGCGAUUUGUUAUGUAGCCAGCUGUCUGCGAGUGUGUUUCUUGUGCCGUGAUGCAUUCGCUUUGUGGUGGAUUUGAUAUAUGGAGUAAAAGUGAUCAGUAUGGGGAUGGCUAAUCUGGUUUUGAAUCCAUAUAUCUUAGCGAAGGUGCUGGUAAAUGCGUGUGCUUCGCGUUUGCUUUGAAAUCGUAAUGGUCAACGCAACCCGUUUUUUUCCUGUUCCAUUAUGAGUGCAUUUCGUGGUGGGAAGUUCUUUCAAAGAUGAAGUGGCAUCUGUAUUAAUCCGGUGGAUAUGUUGUGUUGGCCGGGAGUGUGCUUUUGUCUUUCUUCGUCAGUCUGACGACCUCUGGAGCGCAAGUCCUCAGCACUGGACCCGCGUUGCAAGCCCUGCCGUUGCUGACCAGCCAGCCGCAGAGCUCAAACCUUUUAUUUUCGGGGAGAGCUCAUAUGCCUGUGUCAGUGGCAACAGCAGGCUUUGUUAUUGGAUUGCGCACUUCAGGCCGUGUCUGACGAAGUGACAGCCGACCUUGAUUUGGCGCGGCGAGUUAGGUUUGACCUUAAGCGUGCAUUAUAGCCGAGGGAAUAUUGCUGGAUGUUUUCUUAUGUGGUGCGUGUCUCGUUUAACUCGCCAUAAGAUCGAAGUUUAGGCCACACAUAAGAAGACGGCUGCCUUUAGCCAUUGUAUUACUUGCUUCAGUGGACCUCUGGUGUGAAUCGGUCUCUGAAGUGUGCUAACAGGUGGCUCGUACUUUCAUGAUUGACCGUAAAUCGGUUUGUGUCAAAGUCGUCGGCGAACACUGCAGCGCUAGUGUCAUUAUGCACCAGCGUUGUCAUGUGCGUGUCGCCCUUGUGACACAGCGGUACGUGAAUUCUUCAUGGUAAAAUCUGUCAGCCAGAGGUCGACCAACGGGCAAAAGCGAGACCAGAUCCUGCCCCAUGUUGCAAACAACAUUUUUCUUUCUUCCAAUCAGCGUAAUCAUAUUUGACUAACUUCCACGCCCUGAAAUUCUCGCCAACUCCAGAGGUUCACGUGUGCUUCUUUGGUGCGGCAGCCGACGCCAGUGUUGUUGGAGCGGGUGUGUUCGUGCGGAGCGUGGCUGACCGAGUGGUGGCGGGUGGCGCGGUGCUGCCGUCGCGGGCGCCGCGGGUCAGCCGGGCGCGAGGACCGGCCUCCUGUGGCCGCAUGUGUGGUGGCGGGUCUCGGCCGCCGGCUCCCGACCGGCGCGAACUCUCCAGACGUUUCUAUCUCUAGAUGUCACCAGUCUCGGCCUGCCGUCAGGCCUGCGCCCUCUCUGUGUCUACUCGGCCGCCGGUGUCGGUGGCGUCCGUGGGCGCCCGUGUGAGCCGCGCUGUCGGCGGCCCGCGUCGGGGC
Messenger RNA from Pollicipes pollicipes, 2549 nucleotides. RefSeq names its product Calbindin 53E (gene Cbp53E). Gene Ontology annotation, biological process: regulation of long-term synaptic potentiation; regulation of presynaptic cytosolic calcium ion concentration. The record is from RefSeq and is a predicted model, not a curated record. NCBI's taxonomy places the organism in Eukaryota, Metazoa, Arthropoda, Thecostraca, Pollicipedomorpha, Pollicipedidae. Gene Ontology annotation, molecular function: calcium ion binding. Gene Ontology annotation, cellular component: cytosol; nucleus; terminal bouton.